Molecule: messenger RNA, 531 nt
Organism: Physella acuta
Lineage: Eukaryota; Metazoa; Mollusca; Gastropoda; Physidae
Product: large ribosomal subunit protein eL22
Biological process (GO): cytoplasmic translation
Cellular component (GO): ribosome
Molecular function (GO): structural constituent of ribosome; RNA binding
Source: RefSeq, a predicted model, not a curated record
AGAAAACAAAUGAAGUCUCGUUAGAAUUGCGCGAUUUAAGGCCAAGUCUCGCAAAGUUCUUCCUUUUACGUUCCACGCCGAUCGCCAUGCCAGCCAAGACAGUUAAACGUCCAGGCAAGGUCCUGUCCAAUAAAGGUGGCAAAAAGAAAAAGACCACCCUAAGGUACACAAUCGACUGCACUCAUCCUGUUGAAGAUGGUAUUAUGGAUGUAGGAACAUUUGAGAAAUACUUACAAGAGCGUAUCAAGGUUGAAGGGAAAACUGGCAACUUUGGAAAUAAUGUUUCCCUUGAGCUUCAGAAAAACAAAAUCAAUUUGACCAGUGAGAUUCCAUUCUCCAAAAGAUACCUCAAGUAUCUAACAAAGAAAUAUUUGAAGAAACACAAUCUGAGAGAUUGGUUGCGUGUGGUAGCUUCCUCAAAAGAGGCCUUUGAACUGAGAUAUUUCCAGAUUAAUCAAGAUGAUGAAGAGGAGGAGGAAGAUUAAAGUCAUUUGUAAUGAAUUGAGUAAUAAAUAGUACCAGUCCAAAUUU